AUCUGAGUGCUUGUUCGAGUCUGUUACUUGCCUCUGCCCGAUGUUGUGUGUGCACGCCUGUGUCUGCACACUUGCAUGUCAGUGUGUGUCUGAUUGUCUGUAGCCUAGGCAGUUCCUCAAAGAAAGAAGCCACUUAAAAACCAGCCACUUCUGAUCAGAGAAAUGUAACUGUAGAGAAGUCGGAAGAAGGCAUAACUCACUACAAUGUGGAUUUAAUUUCAGCAUCUCAUUUGGCAUUGAAGAUUGUUUCUACGUCCAGACAUGUUGACGGGAAAUGCAAGUUGCUCACUGAUUUGCCUUUGGCUUGUGAUUUCAGGAGCUCUGUUGGAAACAGUGGAUAACAUGGAGAGAAAUGAAACUGCAUCAGAGAAACCCAUCCGUCAGUCCCACUCUCUGUGUGCUGGUGAACAGGAGUAUGUUAACAGGAGGAAAAGAGUUGUUCUGGAGUCACUCAACAGCCUGGAAAUCAACUGUUCUGAAGAUUCGGUUCCCCACAUCGCUCUGCUGGCGUCAGGUGGGGGUCAGAGGGCAGCUUUGGGUCUGAUGGGUUCCCUUUAUCAGAUGGAGAAGGAUGGUCUGCUGAACACUCUGCUCUACUUGGGAGGAGUUUCUGGGUCAACAUGGUCCAUGUCCUCCCUGUACAGCGACCCGCAGUGGAGCACCAACAUGGACAGAGCAGUGUCCAAGCUGUUUGGUCCUGGGGUUGAGCUGGAGCAGGCUCUGGCCUGGUUGGACGAGAGGGCAAAAGACGAGCUCUUUUCUCUCAGCGAUAUCUUGGGGGUCUUAACCAGUGCUGGGUUGAUGAAACAGCUGGACUUAAGGUGUCUUUCAGAUGAGGCCAGUAGGAAUGCCACCAACCCUUUCCCCAUCUACAGCGCCAUAGAGAAACAAUGCUUUUCAGAUGGGCCUUUAGAAGGGAAAUGGUUUGAAGUGAGCCCUCAUGAGGCUGGAUUCACAGAGUUGGAUCUCUUUAUUGAAACAUCUCUCCUGGGCAGCAAAUUCCAAAUUGGAGAGCUGCUGGAGCAGGAACCAGAGAUGGACAUGGUCAGACUACAAGGUAUUCUGGGUUGUGCGUUGGCUCACGAGGACAUUAUCAGAGACUUCAUCCCUCCCUGGCUGAAUGUGCCUGGGCACGUAGACAAAGUUGCUGAAGAGUACGUGUAUGUAGUCAGCACCCUUGAUACACUGGUGGGCGUGAUCAGAAGUACCAUUAAGGAUCCUGUUGCUCAGUCUGACCUGAAUAAGAUGCAGAAAAUACUAAAAGACAAGUUAAUUCAUAAUGAGUCUACGUUGCUGGAGUCAAAGAGUUUGGAGGAAAGAAAAAUUUUGUUUCAGCAGUGGAGUCUGGAGCUGCUGAAAGCAGUAGCAACAUGGAGCCAAAGUCUGGAGGAUGGAGCUUUCAGAACACAUGUCUCUCUGCUUACUAAUAAAGUCAUUCCACUGAUUAUGAAAUGGGAGUGGGGAACAACCAGAAACUUCCUCUACCAAUACAAAGAUUCCACCGUUCCAUCCUGCCUUCGCUCUGAAGAAAUAUUCCACCUUGUGGAUGCCGGGAUGCUGAUCAAUGUAGCCUACCCUCCAUUUCUGGGAGAUAAAAGAGACAUCGACCUCAUCAUCGCACUGGAAUACAGCGCUGGAAACAUGUUUGAAACUCUGACUCUUGCCAGAGACUAUGCAGCGGAGGUGAAGAAGCCUUUCCCAGAGAUAGAUGAUAAAAUCCUGGAGGACAAGGACUGGCCAAAGGACUGCUACGUGUUCGAGGGAAAAGAGAAGGAGCCCACAAUCGUUUACAUGCCACUCUUCAACAGACAGAACUGCGAAGAUGCAGAGGUGUUCAAGGCAAAGAUGGAGGAGUUCGCCACCUUCAAGCAUCCCUUCAGUGACGAGAACAUUCAGGCUCUGUUGGAGAUGGCGAAAGCUAACAUGAAGAACAACAAGGAAACUCUGCUGAGGGAGAUUAACAAGGCCAUUCUCCGCCGACAGAACAAGAGGCAGGGAUGGGCCUGAGUGGGAGAAGGUGUUAAGGGAGACAGUGAGGGAGACAUAAAAGCACUGACAAUCUCGGUCAAACCUGAACCUUACAUCUCUUUCCAGCAUGUAAUUUGUGAGCUCAAUGUGUCUGAGGAAAAAAUGAGCCUCAUGCAAGAACAUUUUCACAUUCUAGUCCUAAAAUCCUCUUACUUUUUUCUCUGAGGCUUGUUUGUACACUGUAAACCAUUUUAAGUUCAUUCAACUGCUUCCUUAAAACUGUGAGAUAACUGAUCACAGAUUGACAUUAUGAAGGAAGUUGAAUAAUUAGUUCAACAUCGUUUUAUGAGUUUUGAAACUAUAAACUUACUGAGUCAAGUUAACUGAACUUGAGAAAACAAGAUCAAUAAACUUGAGAUAUUACGUUGAAUCGACUGUUUAGUCACAUGGACAGUUAUUACAGACAGACUUGCUUUCCUUUUACAUUUCCUCAGUUUAAAGAGUUGGUUCUUCAUUUGACAUGAAUCACCUUUGCAUGCGUUAAAAACACACAGCAAGUUUACAUCAUGUCGGUUUUCUGUAAACUACAAAAAAAGAAGGUUCUAUGGCGAGUUUUAACUCUCAAACAAUGCAUGCUGGGAAGUCUGUUAAUAUGCUAGUUUUGUUUCUUUUAAAAUAUCAUGCAAUGAGUUGAGUGAUCGAUCAGCAGUUCACUCAUUCAACUCAUUAUGUCAGUCAAAAGACCUCAAGUUUGAACAAUUCCUAUUUAUAAAGUGGUUUGACAUUAAUACCAAACAUUCGAUGUUGAAUUAACUUGAAAUUGACCAAACUUACAUAUUUACAUUAAUGAGAAAAGAUUAGUCGAUUCCACUAAAUUUCUGUAUGAUGUUUUAAGGUGUACGAGUCUUCAGAACACAAACUCUCUUAGCUGCACACAUUUGGCGUAAAUUGCUCAUUUCACACUGAUGAACACCACCUGUCUGUGAGGAAGUCUGCGUUUUUGAGAUUUGAUCAUUAGCAUAAUCAAAGCCCCUAAAAUUGCCAUAUAAGGCUGCCUGUUCCGCUUCGUUUGCGGGAAAGUCUCGUUGACAGAAAUGUCAUUUAACAAGAGUAAAAAGAAGAAUUUCACACUGCAAAGCUACAUGAAGUUAGAUUAAAAAAAAAACAACCUCUUUUUAAAGCAAAGCGGUACAUGACCAAUAUGCGAGGCGGUCAAGGGGAUGACAGUCACUGUGAUAGUAGGCUAGAGAUUAUUUCAGCCUACAGUAGGUGAUGUCACACAGAUGGUGAUACUGGACAGCGACCUGCAUAAAGACCCUGAGGCAGCUGUCGGAGUGAGAGAAAUUUCCUACCAACUACUGAAAUAUAUAAGCUGCUGUGAUGAAACGUGCGAUUUAAAAAUACUAAAAUCUAAAAGAAACUGCCAGUAAAUUGGCAAGCCGUGAGGAUGAGGAUAUGGUGAGCAGAAUCAUAAUUGUACACCAUUUUUGUUAUAGAUGUUUUUUAAUUUAAAUAAUUUGGGCCUCAUAGAGAAUUCUUAGGGUGAAUGAGUGUGUUUUCGCCCUGUGAAGAAAGGCAGUGUGUCUGUUCAGGACUCAUACAACAGGUCUGGACCCCUCGUGAAUUUUGUUGGUACCUAAAAGAAAAUUCUAAGGACGAGAAAAUUUGUGAAUGCCGCAAAUUCUCUUAAAUCGCUCGUACCUACUACUUAAGUACAAAUUUCUUCAUAUGCGUGAGGCCCAAUCUGUGUGAAAGAAGGAGCUGGAUGGAUAAAAAAGGACUCCAUUAAAGGAGUUUAUGUCACAUCUGUGUGUCAGUGUGUGUCUGAGACAGAGAGAGAGACGUGGAUGGCUGAUGAAAACAUAACUGACUUUCCUUUCGCCCAUUGCUUCUCCCUUCCAGGGUGUCUGUGCUGCGCUAGAUCUUUGAAACUCUGGUUUCAUAAUCUAACUAUAAAUGGAGGAAUCUCUGUCUGUCUUCAUUCUUGUCUGUCCUUUGAUUGUCUUGCCAACCGCUCAUCCAAUCGACUUCAAACGUCACGUGUGUAUUGUUGAGGACCCAAGGAAGUGCAGUGUCGACUGUGAAGGUUUUUGGAUCAGUGGUUCUUGUGAAACAUAAAAAGAGAAACAUUAAACUACAGUCCGUUAGGGCUGGGGCAAUUUUCUUCAAUGCAUAUUACUCCAGUGGUGAA
This is a messenger RNA of Xiphias gladius (swordfish), 4159 nucleotides long. Its product is annotated as cytosolic phospholipase A2 gamma-like. Gene Ontology annotation, molecular function: calcium-dependent phospholipid binding; calcium ion binding. Gene Ontology annotation, biological process: glycerophospholipid catabolic process. Gene Ontology annotation, cellular component: nucleoplasm; cytosol; nuclear envelope. The transcript has 13 exons. The record is from RefSeq and is a predicted model, not a curated record. NCBI's taxonomy places the organism in Eukaryota, Metazoa, Chordata, Actinopteri, Istiophoriformes, Xiphiidae. The coding region runs from base 262 to 2007 and encodes 581 amino acids.